CACGCACCAUCGCGCCGGCUCCCACACGCUCGCGCGCCUCCCGCUGCGCGCCUCCCGCUCCGCGCGUCUGUGUCGGCCGGCGGCGUCCGGGGCCCGCGGAGGCACAAUGUCCACUGCCUCUUCCUCCUCCAGUUCCUCUCAGACCUCUCAUCCCCCGCCGCAGAGGAUGCGGCGCAGCGCCGCGGGCUCCCCGCCUGCCCUCGCUGCCGCCGGGAGCGGGAACGGUGCGGGCGGCGGCGGCGUGGGCUGCGUCCCGGCUGGGGGAGCCGGCCGGCUGCUGCAGCCCAUCCGCGCCACGGUGCCCUACCAGCUCCUGCGGGGCAGCCAGCACAGUCCCACGCGCCCGCCCGCCGCCGCCGCUUCGCUGGGCAGCCUCCCGGGGCCCGGUGCGGCCCGCGGCCCCAGCCCGCCCAGCCCGACGCCGCAGCCGGCCGCGCUCCCGGCCGAGCAGGCGCCGCGGGCCAAGGGCCGCCCGAGACGGUCCCCCGAGAGCCGCCGGAGGAGCAGCUCACCUGAGAGACGGAGCCCCGGCUCGCCUGUGUGCAGAGUGGACAGGCCAAAAUCUCAGCAAGUUCGAACCUCUAGUACAAUAAGGCGAACCUCUUCUUUGGAUACGAUAACAGGACCUUACCUCACAGGACAGUGGCCACGGGAUCCUCAUGUCCACUACCCUUCAUGCAUGAAAGAUAAAGCUACUCAGACACCUAGCUGUUGGGCAGAAGAGGGAGCAGAAAAAAGGUCACAUCAGCGUUCUGCAUCAUGGGGGAGUGCUGAUCAACUAAAAGAGCAGAUUGCCAAACUCAGGCAGCAACUACAACGCAGUAAACAGAGUAAUCGUCACAGUAAGGAGAAAGAUCGGCAGUCACCUCUCCAUGGCAACCAUAUAGCAGUCAGUCACACUCAGGCUACUGGAUCAAGAUCGGUCCCUAUGCCACUGUCAAAUAUAUCAGUGCCAAAAUCAUCUGUUUCACGUGUACCCUGCAAUGUAGAAGGAAUAAGUCCUGAAUUAGAAAAGGUGUUCAUUAAAGAAAAUAAUGGGAAGGAAGAAGUGACCAAGCCUUUGGACAUACCAGAUGGCCGGAGGGCUCCCCUCCCCGCCCACUACCGGAGCAGUAGUACUCGCAGCAUCGACACUCAGACCCCCUCUGUCCAGGAGCGCAGCAGCAGCUGCAGCAGCCAUUCGCCCUGUGUCUCCCCCUUCUGUCCCCCGGAAUCCCAGGAUGGCAGCCCUUGCUCAACUGAAGAUUUGCUCUAUGAUCGUGAUAAAGACAGUGGGAGUAGCUCACCGUUACCCAAGUAUGCUUCAUCUCCCAAACCAAACAACAGCUACAUGUUCAAACGGGAGCCCCCAGAGGGAUGUGAGCGAGUGAAGGUCUUUGAGGAAAUGGCGUCUCGUCAGCCUAUCUCAGCCCCUCUCUUUUCAUGUCCUGACAAAAACAAGGUUAAUUUCAUCCCAACCGGAUCAGCUUUCUGUCCUGUGAAACUUCUAGGCCCUCUCUUACCUGCCUCUGACCUGAUGCUCAAGAACUCUCCUAACUCUGGCCAGAGCUCAGCUCUGUCCACUCUGACCGUUGAGCAGCUCUCAUCCCGGGUUUCCUUUGCAUCUCUCUCCAAUGACACCAGCACAGUGGGUCCCACAGAGGCCUCUACCCAACAGCCAUCCCAGCAGCAGCAACAGCUUCUGCAGGAACUACAGGCUGAAGAGCACGUCUCUGCUCAGAACUAUGUGAUCAUCUAAAGCAAAGGGGGAGCCGGCCUCUACCCUGUGUUCCAUGGAUUAGGAACUAGAUCUCAGACAUCUACCUGCAUGGAGUGAUAAACUUUUCUGAACAGCACCACCACCAACAAAAUACUUAUCAGCAUCAUAAAAUAUCUCUUAACUCUGAUCUUGGCAGGGACGGAACUCCUAUUCAGCAGUUUUUGUGGAAAGCGGUAAUGCUUGCAAAAUACGUGUCAUUCAGCAUUGUAAGUGGAGACUAUGCAUUUCAUAGUAUGUUUGACAGAUUAGUACUGUGUCCUGUAUUUUGUUCCAAAUUCUUCAGUAUAAAUAAGCUCUAUAUCAAAAGGUUGCCUGUCUCUCUAGAAAAUGUCUUGCUGUGUUUUGUCCUAUGGAAAAUACUGUACUUCAGGAUUAUGUUUACAAUUGAUCCAGGUGUUUGUUUCUAACUUCUAUAAUACAUACAAUGCAAAAAAAAAAAAAAACAAAAAAACAAAAAAAAUGGCCACAACAGUUGCACAGUGCCCACCCUUAUGGCCUAGCUUCAGGUACUUCAGUUGAAGUCUAAACUCAGGUAACUUGGAAUGUAUAUCAUAUUGGGAUAUUAAAUAUUUCACAGCUAAAAAGCUAAAGAGGGAACAUCACUCUUUUGCCUUUUUUAUGUUUUGCAUUUCCCUUUCCUCAUUACAUUCCACAUUUUUGGAAUAAGAAGUGCAUUCAACCCUAGGAGAACGAUAAUCCUGGACACGGGUGAACAUGAGGAGAACCAGCAAAUCUGUGGUGUCUGACAUCACUUUUGUCACGUGGUUACAAGUAAAACAACUGUUGCAUUCACUGUUUCAACAUUUUUAAAUGUGGCUUUUUUAGAAGUUCAGGUGUUGCUGAGACUGUUAAAGUGUUGCAAAUAAAGUGUUCAGUACUAGGCUGUACAUAAACAUUCCACAUUGUGUGUAAUGAAAUUUAAAGACAAUGUCUAGGUUUAAUUUCAGAACAAUUGAAGUUUCACAGGGAUGAUUGAGGUCGUUUUGUUUUGCUUUUUGUUGGCUGUUGGGGUCAUGAAAUGUUACCAUUUUAGCUUAAGGCAUAUUAAUGUUUAGUUUCUCUUUUGGAAAUUCUUUAAUUUGCAGUUUAAAAGAAUGACACACUCCAGCAGUUUAGGUGCAUGAGCUGUAUUCACCUGUAGACAAACAAUACUUGGGUCUCAAAAGUAAUGCAACGUUAAAUAAGCUGGCUAGUUGGUGACUUAACAAAGCAAUAGUUUGAAGUUUUUCCUAUAAGCCUCUCAAUAUCAUCAUGAGUAGUCUUAAGAUUUUUAACAUGCAGAGUAGAGCAUAAACCCAAGUUAAAUAGCCUUGAACUUGCAGACUUGACUUAAGUUCUCAACAGUGUAGAGAAAGUCCCAGAUAUUCCUGUUUGGUCGGUGGGAGAACCAACUUUCAGAUACACUGUUUCCUGCAACACAAAGAGCAUAUCCAAGUGCAAAAGGAAGCUUCUUUAAUUUUAUUCCAUUCCUUUCAGUUCAGUAAAACCUAGAAUUGUUUCAUUUGCACCUAAAGUGUAUGACACAAUUUUUUUUUAAGAAUUAGGGAAACAAGGUGCCUACAGUUACAGGAGCAUUUCAGCCCCUUUCAAUCAUUCCUAGGUUUUCAUUUUGUUUAUUUUCUAAGGAGGUUGAAGAAAUGUAAGACAAUAAAGAAGAAAGCAACACCGUUAAUUUUUUUUUAAAGAAACGGAUAUGUGUGUGUAUGUGUUUGUGUUUGUUUGUGUGUUUUCUGUGUAUUCUUUUGUCAUGAUCCCAAUUCUCUUCUUUCCACCAAAGUUUGCAGUAAUAUUCUCUCCUGAAGGUGCAUUCUGGCUCCUUUAAAUUAGUCAGUGUUAUAUUGUAGGAGACUGUCAUGGAGAAAAGGACUCAGUUUACUUUUGCCAUUUUCACAGGGGAACCUUUUAAACAAUCUUUUCAGCAGCAUAUACCUUUAACCCUAAUAAUCUCAGGCCUUGAUGAAAAUACUAUAUUUUGUAGAUUAUGGUUAAAGGGAGAAAAAAUACUAGUUCCGUAAGAUAAAUAUGAGCUCCGUUUAACUUCUGAUCUCUGGUUUAGCAUUACAUAAUGUGUUGAUCUUGUGCUCUGCUUUUGUCCAAAUAAGAUGCAAAUAGUACCAAUAUCAAUUUCAGAAAGAAGGACUGAAUAUGCUUUUUUGGUGAUGAAAUCUGAUGUACGGUAUUUAUAGUGAUGUGCUUUUUUUCUCAUGAGAAACUGAAUAUUAAUUGUGUUGUACAUUUGUUCUUAGCAUAUAUUGAAGUUUUGAACCAAAUGUGUUAAAGCUUAUGCUUUGCUGUGUAAAUUUCACAGAAGUUGUUGAGCUCAAAUAUAUCCUACAUCCAGCUGUAGAAAUUUGUCAAAAGUUGUUUAAAUUUUGUAUAUAGUUGUACUGUUUAAUUAUAGCCACUGUGCUGAACAGUAUUCGAGUUACCAUACAAUAUGGCUUUACACAAGGAAAUGUGUGGCUUUUGUUUUGUAUUUUUUCAGUAUAGAAGUACCUGUGUCUUAUUUAAAUAAAGUUAUUAGUAAAACUGGAA
Molecule: messenger RNA, 4294 nt
Organism: Choloepus didactylus (southern two-toed sloth)
Lineage: Eukaryota; Metazoa; Chordata; Mammalia; Pilosa; Megalonychidae
Gene: GLCCI1
Product: glucocorticoid induced 1
Exons: 8
Coding region: 107-1738 (543 amino acids)
Cellular component (GO): cytoplasm
Source: RefSeq, a predicted model, not a curated record